Molecule: messenger RNA, 3366 nt
Organism: Amphiprion ocellaris (clown anemonefish)
Lineage: Eukaryota; Metazoa; Chordata; Actinopteri; Pomacentridae
Gene: etaa1a
Product: ETAA1 activator of ATR kinase a
Exons: 6
Coding region: 131-1909 (592 amino acids)
Source: RefSeq, a predicted model, not a curated record
AUAAACAUGGCGGGACGUUCAAAUCCUCCGCUGUCCGUCAGAACCAACAAACGGACAACAUCAUAAAGAACUGCCCGGCUUGAACCGUCGACCGUCCGCCGGAUCACCGCCCGCCGCCCGGCCGCUCAACAUGAACGGAGGCCGGAGGAGCUUCGACCCUCCGGCCGGUACAGCCAGACCCAGAGCGAGCCGCCUGAGCCGCAGCCUGAGACAGACCCAGGCGGAGGCGGAGGUGGAGUCUCUGCAGAGGCAGCAGUCAGACUUUAAGACUCCCACCAGAGUGCUGAGGUCCAGACCAGCAGCAGAGUCUCCUCAGAAUGACGGCAACCUUCAGCAAGACAUCUUCUGGGACGCCACGUCUCCUCACGGUAAAAGAGGCAGGAAGCAAAUUGCUGGAGUCGUGGACAUCUCAGAGAUCGUCAGCAGGAUCGCUCCAAAGCACGGCAGGCCGACGGUUGCCGAGCCGACGCUGCAGCAGUGGAUCGGAGACAGCGCUACUAUCCCCUGCACUCCGGACCUUCAUCCUCCCAAACCCAAGAAGAAAUCCCCGAGACCGAACGCGGUGGAACAUCUGCUGAAACUCGCCCGACAGUUUGACUUCAGCCUGUUCCAUCAGGAUGAAGACGAGGAGGAGAACCAGAACCAGCAGCUUCUGUCGGAGAACCUUCGGGUCUUUGACAGCAGCAAAUCUUCAGCUUCACUUCCUGGAAGCUGUCGGUCGACUGAGAGCGCAGCGACCCGGACUGACGUUCAGCUUCAUCUGGAUCAGAAUCUGGAGGACGACCUGGACCUUCUGUUCAACGGAACGACCCAACAUGUGAGCAGAAACCUGAGUCAGGCGUCACACGGUGGAGCUGCUCCCACUUCUUCUUCUGGUCCAACCGAGUUCGAGGACGACUGGGAACACGAUGACCUGUUAGAUGACUCCUUGUUGCUGGAGAUGACCCAGAACCCGCAGAACUUCACCACCCCGAAGCACUGCUCCACCCAGAAACCCGACCAGGGGACUCCUGCUGCUGCCGGUGCCACCAGCCGACCGCCUGGAGCCACAGCAGGGAAUGAGAACCUGAGACCAAGGACUACUUUCAAACUGGAGUCUCAUCCUGGUUUCUCAGGCAGAGGAAUCCCAACCGACAACAGAACCAAGCAGCAGAACUCAGCAGCAGCAGGUGGAGACAGCAGGUCAGCUCAGCUGGAACCACAGAACCCACAGCUUCAUCAGAAGGUUUCUGCUGCUGCUUCAUCAACAAGUCAGAGGAAACCUGACGUCUACCACAGCAAGACCUCUGCCGCCUCUGAGGACCUGGACCUGGACCUGGACUCUUUGUUCUCGUUGGAGCCAGUGUGGGACGACCCGGCUGAUGACGACCUGCUGUGUGAAAUGUGUGAACACCUGGAGAACCAGAUCCAUGGCUUGGACAACAUGCUUUCCAAUCAGAGAGCAGCUCUGCAGUGGACCAGAAGAACCUGGGACGACCCAAUCCAGCCUCCUCAGAAACAUUCUGCUGGUCCCACUGGUCCUGCUGGCGUCUUAUUGGCUGCUGCUGGUCCUGCUGGCAUCUCAUUGGCUGCUCGUGGUGCUGCUGGUGUCUCAUUGGCUGCUCGUGGUACUGCUGGCGUCUCAUUGGCUGCUGCUGGUCCUGCUGGCGUCUCAUUGGCUGCUGCUGGUCCUGCUGGCGUCUCAUUGGCUGCUGCUGGUCCUGCUGGCGUCUCAUUGGCUGCUGGUCAUAUGCCUGUCAGCAGCCUCACCAAAGAACACUUCAUGUUUAAGAGGCCAAGCAACUCAGUUUCCAUGAUGACCGCCAACAAAGCUAAAUGUUCGGCGGCUGAGAUCGAGCUGAAGAAGCAGCAGGCGAUGGAGAGGAGGCGGCAACGACUGCAGGCCCAGAACCGCCGAGAACCGACCUGACGGAGUAGAACCGACCUGAUGGAGCAGAAACGACCUGGAGGACCAGAACCGACCUGAAGGACCAGAACCGACUCGUAAAUGUCCUCCUGGAGGUUGAUACAGACACUCAGAGCUGCUUGUUCGAACAGCACCUUUAAACUACAAACAUUAAACUGUCAUCGGUUUUAAAUCAUGUUUUAUGGUUUUUAGAGGAACAGUUGGAGGUUCUUUCAAUUCUAACGUGUCCAGAUGAACAUGUCUGGGACAGAACAGCAUUUAUCAGAGCUUUUAAUUUUCAGACGUUAAUCAAACUGCAUCGGUCUGAUUCGAUCUUCCGGUUUGUGUCGGUAGAGUCUGAGGACUCUAUGAAGACAGUUACAGGUCGCUUCACUUUGAUGAUCGGUUGAUGACAAUGAUUCAGAAACUUGUGAACGAUGCUGUGAUUGUUCCUCGAAACAGAACUCAAACUUUUCUUUAGCUCAGUGAUCGAUUAUCGAUGCCAAUAUUUUAUUUUAUCUGAUGGUUAUCUCUUAAUAAACGUAAUGAUCUGCUUCGGCUCUGGUCAUUCUCCUCCGUCUGAUGUCACUGUGGUCUCAGUGAAGGCCCAACCACAGCUCGCUGACUGGUUGCAGUAACAGCCAUUUACUGACAGCUGUUGUUUACACAGCGAGACAGACGAGCACAUUAUCAGACUGCAGCAGCUCGGUGAAUUAGCAGCUGGAAGUGAUUCUGCUAACCGUGCUACGCUAAUGCUAACACCGAGAGGUUAGCUGUGCCUCUUAGCAUGUGGAUAACUAUCUGGAGCAGCGUAACAUCGUUCUAAAAUCACACUAACUUUAAAUCUAAGUGACAGAAAAACAACCUGAGCGAGAGCCACGAACAUCUCCACAAAUCAGGACAUUAGCUUUUUCACAGUGGCUAAUGCUAUGCUAACAGCUAGCAGCUAAGUUAGCAGGCAGCCACAGAUUAGACUGAAACAGAAUCUGAAAAACAAUAACUGCUAAAGCAUAAACAUCUGGACCUCAGUGGAAAAUAAGAGAAAGAAAACAGACGGACAGCAGGAGACAAACUGUUAUUGAUCUCAAUCCAUCGAUCAGUAAACAGAAGAGAACAUCUUCGAGUCGUGAUGCUCUGACAUCAUCGCUUCUGUUUCUGUUGUACAUAUUCAAUAAUCUUUAUUAAUGGAGUCCAGACGGGUGGAGUCCCUACAGGUGGAGUCCCUACAGUACAGUGUACAGUCCCUAACUCACCUGUAAUGCCUGUAGUUCACCUGUAAUAACAACCACCCUCCAUCAGGUCUGUAGACCCGUUUCUCUUCCAGAUUUGCUGUUUUGACUUUUUGAUUUUCUCUGCGGUGUUUUCUAAUAGAAGCUCUGACACAUAGACUCUCUGGAACGUCUGGAUUAUUUCCUGCUUUUAUGUUGACAGUAAAUAUCUGGAGCGUUUCUCUGUUGUUGUGUGUUGAACAAAUUACACAA